AGAGAGAAAGAGAAAGACGCAGGAGGCUAUAAGCCAGUAAGAACAGGAAUAACAUGACAAAGAUAAAGGGAGGGAGAGAAGCCGGUGGAGGAAACAUACUGACACGUGUGUGAAAGUACAGCAGGUGGAUUGGACAGGACAGCAUCUUUUUCAUUUCUAUUUUAUUUAAUGGAACUUCCUUUAUUUCUUUUGACAGACAGCUAACCAGAACCUGUGCAGGAGGACAAAAAAGGAUAGGACAUUUUCUGCUGUCGUGGGCCAUGAAGUGGGUCAACACCUGAGAAGGAGCUGAAAGGAACAGCAGAGAGAGAGGCAGUUUUGUCCUUUACUGAAAGACCUUUAUUCAAGCAUGAAGACAACCCAGCAUCUCUUGAAGUCCAAACAUUCCAAGUGAUCUACAGUAUAAGGGGGAUCAUUUCCUCCAUCCUCACACGUUAAACAUCCACAGAAAAAGACGCAUACUCUACUGUGCCUCCACCAUGCAGACCCCAGGGCCUGAACACGAUGACUCUUUUGAUUUCCUGUUCAAGAUCAUCCUGAUCGGAGACUCUAACGUAGGGAAGACCUGCGUGGUUCAGAAUUUCAAGUCAGGGAUUUUCUCAGAGAAACAGCAGAACACCAUCGGAGUGGAUUUCAGUGUACGGACCGUGGAUAUAGAGGGGAAGAAAGUUAAGAUGCAGGUGUGGGACACGGCAGGUCAGGAGAGGUUUCGUACGAUCACCCAGAGCUACUACCGCAGCGCUCAUGGCGCCAUCAUCGCCUAUGACAUCACACGACGCCCGACCUUUGACUCUGUGACUCACUGGAUCAAGGAGGUGGAGCUCUAUGGAGCAUCCAAUAUAGUGCUGGUUCUCAUAGGUAACAAAAGUGACCUGGAGCAGGAACGUCAGGUUCAGUUUGAGGAAGCCUGCAACCUGGCAAAAGAGGGAGGCAUACUAGCUGCUCUAGAAACAUCUGCAAAGGAGAGUCAGAAUGUGGAAGAAGCCUUCAUGAUGAUGGCCAGAGAGCUGCUGUCUCGUAACGGCCUCAAUAUCCAGCAGGGGGACUUAAAGAGCAAUAACACACCUCGAGUUCUCCUCCGGGCCGACUCUAGGCCGGUCAAUGGCAUCGUAGCUGCCUACACACCACCAGAGAAGAAGUCAUGUUGCUGAUUCAAACGUGGAUAGGACAGAGAAGAUGAAAGGUGACUGAUGCUGGAAUCGACAGUAGAUGAGGGUGAAGGACACUUUUCAUCGUGAAUGUUGGAGAAGAGGAAUGGAAGAAGAUCCAAAGAUGCAUGGUUGUUGAAAAUGGCUGGCAAGGGCUUAUGCACCAAGAAUCUUGGCAUUGAGGAAGUUUAGGCAAUUAUUGGAAAGUACUGAAAAAUCAAUUCAGUGUACUUUUCUGUGACUUACCUGACCCGAGAAAGUCGUUCAGCUGCUGCUACAAGGACAAGAAAGUCAAACCAGGCAUUUUUAAUAAUGGGGGAGUAAGGGACAGUGGUGACAGCUGUGAUCAGUGUUGGGUAAAGUUACAGUAAGCCAAUCUCAUUUAUAUCAAUUAUACCUGGAUUGUUAUUUUUUUUUCUCCUCCAACUGAUGUAAUAUUAUCUGCAAAAAAUGUUGUGGGACUAUUACUAUUCUAAUGUUUUUUUAAGUUUGCACUACCAAAAGUAAUCCAAAUCUGAAUUUAAAAACUAAAGCAAUAAUACGGUAGUUACCACAAAAUGUAAGCACUCAAAGCAUUCUCAACACCUGCUGGCCUCAGCUACGCUAUCCAUAACACAACAUUGUUUGUGUUCUAUUGUCACAAUGCUGUCUUCAUGCUUCACUCUGCCGAUAAAACUUUUGAAAAGCUGGUAAAGACCUUUGUGGUACAUAAGACUCUGAGUAUUUUACCCAAGUGACCUGUUGUGGGGCCUCUAUGACGAGCUGUGAUCCUCUGCUGCUGCGUUCUGGAUAAAAAUUUCCUGGAGAACCUGUUACAAGCCAGAAGACUGUGAAUUAUACAUUUUUGUUUGACUUUCUCUUGUCACAGUUGUAUACACAAUGAUGUCUUAAAUAGUCAUAAAUGUCAAUAAUGGGCUGUAAAUGUGUUCUAAAUUGCUUAUUUCAAUUUCUGAUCAGUUGGUAUGAUGAAGCAGGACAGAGUUUGACUCUCUGUGAGAAACAAAGGCUCUGUAGAGGCUUUGGUUAAGACUGUCAUGUACUAAUGAAUUAACAAAUUAACGGAUAACCAGCAUAAAGUGUCUUAGAAAAUUGUUGGGCCUCCAAUGGACCACUUCACUGUGAACACUAGAGGGCACUGUGAUGUUGCACAUAAUCAUUUAACUGCAGGUUGGUUGCUCAUUGCCUUAGACAAUAAAUACCAAGGUGCUUUAAAACAUCUGUGACUGCACUAAGAAACAAUGAACUACGUUUACAUGCAACCCAGUAAACAGGAAAAAAGUAAAAUCACCUUUAAGGCUGAACUUUGCCAAGAUCACUUCCUGCCAACACAACGAUCAAACUGAAAUAAUUGAGCUGACAAGGCUUACAUCCAGGAUAUAAUCUUUCUUUGUGUCUAAUGCCAAGUUGGCAGACCUUAUUUAAACACCAACCUGGAAGUCAAGUAGCUGGACUUCCACUGAUUGUUACACUGAUACAGUUAUAAUGUUUAUUAAUUUAGUUAUGAGUGGAACAACCAUGGGAACUAUCCAGGUGUAGCCUUGUCCUUUAUCUAAAAUGAAACUUCUGCUCCAUCUGACAAGCUACCUUUCAACUUAUGGCUAUACAAUUAUUUAAUUCAUCUUUAGUUACUUACUUACUAAAGUUCUGCUAAAUUGUAAUGUUGUAUAUAUUUUAGCUCUUCACUGACCGCAGGAAAUUAAUUAUCUUGGUUUUACAUAUGAAAAAAUAUAUAGCAUACCAUUAGGAAUGAGAAUCUGAAUGAUAUGAGUUCAAGUUUCCAAAAGGAGGAAGUUGGCUGUUGUGUCAACCCCCCACCCCAAAAAAGGCCAUUUUUAUAAUGUGGCACCAUUUAACGAUAAUUAUCAGUGUGCACUUGGCAGAUUCCCAGUAAUGUGUAUCUGGAAACUUACACGACCUCUUUAAAACAAUGAGUCAGUCGCAAUACAUCUGCUUCCCGUCAUAUUUGGUGGCUAACCGGUGGCACAGUAGGUAAACAAGUUCAGUAUGUCUACCUUCUAUCAUGUCUGUCCACCACUUAGUAAAACAAAUUUUCAGAAAAAAUAAACCCAAUUUUAUUUCCAGACAACAGGUAGACAAAGUCAUACAUUACUUAAUACAAAAAAGACCAAAAAAUACUUUUUGGAAUAAAAAUAAAUGUAUCCUGAACAAUAUCAAAAUUACUGUAACAGAAAAAAAUAGACCACCUGCAGUUUAUUGUGUGAGAAAAAUUCAAAGAGAUGUUUUUGUCAUUAUUAGAUCUGAUACAGACUGGAUUGGGAACAUUCUGCAAAAAGAUAAAACAAAAGCUCAAAUGGCAUCUCCUAAACCUUUGUUUAAAGUUUAAAGGUAAACUUAGCAAUAUCACAUUGCAACCAAUAAUCUUUUAAGAAAAUGUUAAUGUUCCAAAUUGAGUUUUUCUGUUCUCCACACAAGAUGGUGAAUGUUGAUUAAUAAAAAGACAUCCUAAGCAAUCCUAA
Messenger RNA from Siniperca chuatsi (mandarin fish), 3625 nucleotides. Its product is annotated as ras-related protein Rab-19-like. Gene Ontology annotation, cellular component: trans-Golgi network. The transcript has 5 exons. The record is from RefSeq and is a predicted model, not a curated record. NCBI's taxonomy places the organism in Eukaryota, Metazoa, Chordata, Actinopteri, Centrarchiformes, Sinipercidae. The coding region runs from base 480 to 1151 and encodes 223 amino acids. Gene Ontology annotation, molecular function: GTP binding; GTPase activity.